AUGGCUACGUCAACCUCCACCACAUCACAGAUAAAUGCCCUCAAGAUUUACACCGCAUGUGACAUCGCCGAUGCUCUCCUCAAGCUCAAAGUUCCCAAUGCAGGUUUCAUUGCCGAUCUUGGCCUCCGAACCGCCAGUUUACGAACUGCAUCAAAGAACGAGAUUACCAUUGCGCCAGCUUCAACGGUGCUAUUCGCUUCGAAAGUAGGCAAGGAUGCUGCUCAAUUGCCCGAAGGAAAUAUCCCAUCUGGACAGCAUUACGUUGAUCUGACACAAUCAGACUCUAUUGUGAUUUUAAGCCAGCCCGAGGAUCAAAAAUGCGCUGUCCUUGGGGGCAUCAUGGCGUUGAGAAUGAAAGUCUUGAAUGCUAGAGGUAUCGUUGUUCAUGGAAGGGUGAGAGAUAUUGAAGAGCUGAAAUCGACUGGUUUGCCGAUCUGGAGCACUGGAACGUCAGUCGUUGGAGCCAAUGCAGAAGCAAAGCCUCAUGCAAUCCAAGUCCCCCUAAAUAUCGACGGUACUCUCAUCAACCCAGGAGACCUCAUUUUCCUCGAUGCUGUCAAUGGUGUUGUUGCAAUACCGCAAGACAAAGUAGCUGAUGUCAUUGAACUACUACCAAAGCUCGUCAGCGCAGAUGAUCGCGUGAAGGAAGAUGUGGAACAGGGAGUGUCAGUAAACGACGCUUUCAAGAGGCAUCGUGGUUAG
Molecule: messenger RNA, 702 nt
Organism: Glarea lozoyensis ATCC 20868
Lineage: Eukaryota; Fungi; Ascomycota; Leotiomycetes; Helotiales; Helotiaceae
Product: RraA-like protein
Exons: 2
Coding region: 1-702 (233 amino acids)
Source: RefSeq, a predicted model, not a curated record